CUUUGUUUAGCUGCGUCGUGACGUCACACGUACUACGGAGGAAGUGACAGAGUGCCAAAACAGACACACUACGCUGCCCGGUAAUAUUAGGAUUUUAAAAAAUGGGAGUAAAAGGUCUGCAGUAUUUCAUGGAGCGCUGCUGUCCAGAGUCCUGCGUCACUGUCAAUUUGAAAGAGAUAGCCAUGCAACAUGUUUCGAAAACAUCAGACAACUCUUCCAGUCCUACACUCGUUGUGGAUGGAAUGGCCUGUUUACGCCACUGGUACUCUUGUAAAGACUGGGUAUGUGGGGGUCAGUGGAAAGAGUAUAUGAGCAUCCUGAGGAGGUGGGUGGAAACGUUCACCUCUGCAGGAAUUCAUCUGGUGUUCUUCUUUGAUGGCAUGGUUGAGGAGAAUAAGAGACAUGAAUGGGUGAAGCGAAGAAGACGAGUGAACGGGGAAGUGUCUAAAAUCUUUCGUUACAUUAAGUUACAUAGAGCUCAACCAGGCAAAGAUCUCUUUAGCCUGCCAUCUGGCUUGGCAACAUUCACACGCUUCGCUCUCAGAACGUUAGGUCAGGAUGUAUUUUGCUCAGUACAGGAGGCUGACUAUGAGAUUGCCUGUUAUGCUCAUCGCCAUGGAUGCAUGGGAAUUUUGGGACAAGACUCAGACUUCAUCAUUUACGACAGUGUUCAUUACUUCUCAGUUGCAAAACUACACUUGGAUCGCCUCACCACCGUCCUAUAUGAUCAAGAGAGGCUUUGUCGAGCCAUUGAAUUGGACGUUUCUCAGUUACCGCUACUUGCUUGUCUCCUCGGUAACGAUGUGGUGCCAGAAAAGUGCAUGCAGGUUAUCAGGAACAAUGCCAUGGAAGCAUACAGGAAAUCAUAUGAUACAGCUCACUCUGGAGCUCCCCAGGGGCAAAUGGUGUUAGCUGUAUCCCAGUAUGUCAACUCCUUGUGGGGUAGGGAUAAAGAACAGACUGGGCUUAUCCCCCAGGCCCUGAAACUACCAGCUGCAAAUAGAAAGCUCCUGGAAAAAGGGAUUUGCUCCUAUUUACUAGCUGGACCAGAAGCUCGUCCGAAGGAUGCCCAAUCUCCUAUACCCUCUACAUUUAAGAAAGAUUUCAGUCCAGAAAUAUUAAAGGCUUGUAGAGAAAGGCAUGUGUCAGCAGAGGGUUUCAUGGUUUACAAUGUCCUAUGUGAAGGAGUGGUUGAAUGCAGUAAUAGUCUGGAGGAUGAAGAGGAUCAUGAACUUUUGCCUCAGGCGUUUGUUUUUAAGUCCUGCAGACAACGCAUCUACGGUCUGCUACUGCUCAACAAACGUUAUGAUAACACUGUGGAACCUCCAGCCAUCAGAGAGUGGUUUGUCUAUCCAGGCAACCCUUUGAAGGAGCCUGACAUGGUCCUCCCAGUUCCACUUGACAACCCAUGUGAACAACCAAGUCUGGAGUUACUCUGGUUCAGUUCUGGGCCUGACGUUUCCACGAUCCGUCUGAUGAGCUUUUUAUCUAUAUUUGACUGCCAGGAAUUUGCCAACUUGUACGGCGUUAUUGAAGACUCUCUCUUGGUUGCUCUUUGUCUAAUCACCUAUAUUGCACUCCAGGUACCAUCUCUAUGUUCAGAGGAUGUGGACGCUUACCUGAGUCAGGCUGUGUGUCUAAGGCUGAAAUCUCUGCAAGAACUUCAACAAAUCAAGUUGCCAUUCCUCUGCAGUCGAGCGGUCCAACUGGGCUCUCUCUAUGUCCGGGGACUGAGCUACAUGCUGGGGGCCAACUGUGCUAGCGGCUGCCCGCUACCCAACACCGCUCUAAUGCCUUGGCAAAGUUUCGAUGGACAGUUCUUCCACUCAAAGUACCUGCUGGCACAUCGUGGCACAGACCAAAUGUUGCUACUGGACAAAAAUGCAGCCAGUCUGGCCUUGUUUCUCCAGCUCAGAGAGAAGCAUGUAGAAGUUUGCAAGAAGAAAAACAGAGUCUUACAGUCCCGAUCCAGAACUAGCGAACUUGAAAAGAGUUAUACUACCUGUUACGGAGAUGGACACACAGAUGGUGGUGACAACUGGCAGGACACUGGUGAGACGUCAGCAGGAAGAUGGAGGAGGGAGAGUAAUCAGCUAAAUUUUGGAUACAGCGGAGCAAAUCUACACAGAGAAAGAAAAGGGGGGAGCCAAUAUUCCCACCCUCGCUUUCAUCCUCCAUCUUCGAGUCGAUGGCGUCCCAGUAGAGGGCAAUACCAGCGGGCUCCCAGAUGGUGUCAGCCUCCAGGAACCUAACCCCACGCUAACUGAAAGAAGAGGAGCAGAGGAUUAGUGAGCAGGACUUGAAGAGUUAAGAGGGUAGGGAAGACCUGAUGAAAAGAAUCACAGAAUCAAGUUUCUCUGAACAAACUGAUUAGCUGUCAAGAAUGUUUGUCGAAGGGAUGCAGAAGGUGAAAAAGGGGAUUAAGCAAAGAGAAUUGAGAGAUUAGAAACUCUGAGAUUUGACAUUUUGGAUUUACUUUUUCCAUUGAAAAAAAAUAUCUAGUGGCAUCUCAAAUCACUGUAGAAACCUGCUGCUACAGAAAACAAUACUGGCAUGGAGUACCAAAAAACUAGUGAAGCCAAUUGAAAAACACUGAAAAGGGGAUUAAAUGCUUAAUCCUCAAACUCGUUUUAACUUUAUUGUGUGGGACCCAUUUCAAUAUAUAGGCCAAUUUUAAUGUCCAGCACUAUGCUGCCAAUUCAUAUACUUAGCUAAUCCAAUACUGUAAACAUGCGCACACACACUCUCACACAUACCAAUAAUUUUUCAGGUAUGGUUUUGGAAAAAUAUCCCAUAUGAGCACCGAAGAACAAAAACAUUUGGUUAGUGGAGUGACAAAAGAUUGUACUCAACCAGGAUGGUUUGAACUUUAAUCUGACUCAGGUUAUUGUAAGUAGACAAAGUAUUCCGUCAAAAAAAAAAAAUUAUGUCGUCAAUGGUGAGUAAUUUAUAUAAAAUAUUUGUUAAUUAAUCUGGGCAUGAAUGUCAAAUAGACAAAAAAAAAAAAAAAAAAAAGGAAUGUGUUAUAUCAAAAUAUUUUCCGACAAUAUCACUUGGUCUAAAUUAUAUACGUAUUUACCUACACUCACUGCACUCAGAGCAAUAACAGAGGAAUGCAGUUCAGUGUAACUUAAAUACACACAAUUAUUUAUUUUUUAAAUUACUCUAAACAAUACAGUUCAACCGAAAAAGUUACUUUAAACUUUUAUAGGCCAAGUGAUUAUCGUUGGUGAUUAAUAAUUUAAAAAAAAAAAAAAAAAACAUAACCCCACAAAAACCGGACAUCACAAAGUUUUGCUAUACAAGUGUGGUCUACAUGACCCAAAAUGUGAUAUCCACAUAUGUGGACACCAAGUCUCAUUUACAACUACAGCAUAUUAUUUUUAAUUGAAUUUUAAACAGUUUUUACAACUAAAUAAAAAAAUACAUUUAAACAUUGAUAAUAAAAACAGAUUUAAUCAAUUCUAAAUCAAAGCAGAAAUACACUCUGGUCAUAGCCCCCAAUAGCAUGCUAAAGUUUUCUUUUAAUUUCAUUUUAUUUCACUCAUCGCCUGACACUGACUGGCUGUGAAUGCUCAUCUUUCAAUGCCAUUGACAGUGCUAUAUAUCCAACCAAUUUGGACUUCAAGAGUUUUCAGCGAUCAUUAGCUUCCAGUCUCUGCCAGCUCAAACAGAUUUGACAUCUAGCUCAGUCAGUUGCUGCCAAUAAGUUAAAUGAAUGCCCUAUUAAGGGUUAAGUAACUGUCAUCUAAGGCUAGGAUCACACUACAGGUCUUAAUUCACAAUCCAGAUUUUUUGUCUUAUCUGUUUUUUUUUGGCGUGCCCAUUCAGACUGCCUUUGUCCGUUGAGCCCGUUCAAGUAUUACGCAUGCCCACUAACUCGCAGUCUGACACGCGCUGAGCAAACUGACUCGCAUGCGCAGAAGCAUCAACAUAAAUGACUACACAUAAUGGCUGUACAUCAUUCCAGGGUGAUCAUAUUUUGAUUUCCAAAAAGAGGACACAAAUAACAGACAUUAACAAUCCCCGUUUAGUCUUAUAUUCAAAGUUUAUAGGCAUUGAUAGAACGCAUGCACGCACUGUGUGCGUAUGGCACACACACACACAAAAGCCUUAUGUGUGUGCGUCAGUUUGCAUGUAAGCAAUACUGAAAUAUUGCUCACAUGGCGCACAAACUGAGUAUUAUCAGGCUUAUCCUUUUCUUCAUUUCAUUUUUUAUGACUGUGGUCAAGCCCGCCUACUGCGUCAAAGCCAAAUUCAAGCUAGGUGCUACCAUUAAUGCACAGCUACAGUGAAUCACAAAAAUGAGUACACCACUCGCAUUUGUGUAGAUAUUUUAAGUAUAUCUUUUCAUGGGACAACACUGACAAAAUGACACUGAUGCCUCUUCUGAAGACAGUACACAAGAAAGCCCGCAAACAGUUAACUGAAGACAUGUCAACUAAGCACAUGGAGUACUGGAACCAUGUCCUAUGGUCUGAUGAAGCGGGCGGGCUUUCUUGUGUACCGUCUUCAGAAGAGGCUUCCUCCUGGGGUGACAGCCAUGCACACCAAUUUGAUGUAGAGUACGGCGUAUGAUCUGAGCACUAACAGGCUGACCCCCCACCUCUUCAAUCUCUGCAGCAAUGCUGACAGCACUCCUGUAACGAGUCACAUGACAUUUUGGAGGGAAAAUGACAAGCAGUACUCAAUUUGGACAUUUAGGGAUGUACGUAGUUUCUAAGGGGUGUUCUCACUUUUGUUGCCGGGGGCUUAGAUAUUAAUGGCUAUAUUUUGAGUUAUUUUAAGGAGAAAAUAAUUUAACUGUAUAAUAUAAGCUGCACACAGACUACUUUUCAUUGUGUCAAAGUGUCAUUUUGUCAGUUUUGUCCCAUGAAAAGAUAUACUUAAAUAUCUGCAGAAAUGCAAGGAGUGUACUCGCUUUUGUGAUGCACUGGACAUCGCUGACAUCUUGCCUGCCGCUCUCGCUCUGUGCUGACGUAAUUGCUACAUGAAUUCCGAUUUUGGAAACUUGACAGUUCAAACUAGAGAUGUCCCGAUCCGAUAUUAGGAUCGGAUCGGACGCCGAUAUGGGCAAAAAAAUGCGCAUCGGUAUCGGAUCGGCCAACACAGAAAAAUUCCGAUCCAGACUUCCGAUCCAGUUUUUUUUUAAAGUCCGGUCCGGGUUUUUCAGCGCACCAAUUUGCAUAAUCCAUUCCAGUUUUUUGCUUCGGUUUCCCUAAAAUUCGGUCCGCAUUUUACGAUACACCUUCAACACACUACAUUUACAUUACCGUCUCCCAAUUUACCGAGAGACUUUAUCGGUAAAAAUGUUAGCUUUGUGGGAUCAUUUCACCUUAAAGGACGACAAAGACGAAGAGGCAGAGUGCAACAUAUGCCACAAUAAAGUCAAGUGUGGUGGUAAAGCUGUAAGAAAUUUUAAUACAACCAACCCAAUCAAGCAUUUAGCGAAAUACCACCACGAACAAUAUGAGGAGUAUGUUAAGAAAACCAAAGACAAAAAGAAAGGUCCUACGCAACUAACACUGGCAGAAACUUUUGCUAUGCGUGACAAACUGGCACUCGACAGUCCCAAAGCCCAGGGAAUAACAAGAGUCAUUGCCGAAGAAUUCAUUCUGGAUGACGAGCCAUUAUCUCUCGUGAGUAAAGACGCACCAUCCAACACUUAGAACCACGGUACAACAUGCCCAGCCGUGAUUACAUCCUUGAGCGAUUCGGCCGUGGAAGAUUCGAGAACGAUUCACAAACAUCCAAAUUCCGAUUAUUGAAAUAUGUCAAGUAAAGCGGAAGUAAUACACAGCGCGGUCUUCGGGACGCAAUGAGAAAUGGACAUAUACCCGGGUAAUGCCAAUGCUCAACUCACAGCUUUAGCUCAACUCAUGCCGCUGGAUAAAAAACAACUACGUCAACAUUUUUUUACUGUAGAUAAUAGAUAUCAUAUGUAUAUAGAACUAGAUGCAAGAUGACAGACUCGACGGCGUUAGCAACAUUGAAGUAUUGAAAACUAGUUGCGUUAGUAAACAGCCGCCAUCUUAAAGCAGGAGACUUCCCUAGUAGGCUGUUGAGAACCUUCCAAGCGAACCUAAUUAACUUUUUAUCUAAAAUACUCCUAAAUCGGCAAAAUCAUGACUUGAAUCUAUCUUCAAACCAGUUUUAAAACUUUCACAUGUCGAAAGUAGAGAGAAGAGAAAUUAUGGAAUAACGGGAGCAAUUUUAACAACUUUAACAGUUGAUUCGCAAAAUUAAAUGAAUUGAAUGUAGUUUAAAGCUGCUGAUACAGAAUGGGGACUUGAGUAAUUUAUUUACUGUUUUAAAAUGUUAACUUGAUACUGAAAUAGUCGUUUAUUUAAACCUGAGAGGCUUUUUAUACAAUUUUUGUAACUAAUGCACAAAACAUUAAAAACAUCUAAUAGCUUGGGGGGUUUGUGGGAUUUUCCACUGAAGUUGUUUGUGUGUUUUGCUUUUUUAGGCCGUUUACAAAAUUAUUUGCACGUUUUACUGACUGACUUUGCCAUUUCUGUUUGUUAUUUAUAAUGUUUUGUGUUUGUCACUGAAUAAACAGGUCAGUUUCUUGUUACCAACCGUUGUGUGUUAUUCAAACUCACCCAAUUCAGCUGGCUAGUUGUUAUCAAAAGCACUAAAACCUUUUUCAACAUGAGUCUGACAACUAAGGGAAGGAGGCUAAAUUACUUUAAACUUUAAUACAUGCUCAGAUAGGCCGGUAUCGGUAUCAGCCAGUAUCGGUAUCGGUUCGGAAUUGCAAAACAAAAUCGGUAUCUGAUCAGAAGUGCAAAAACCUGGAUCGGUACAUCCCUAGUCCAAACCACUGCCACAUUCUGGAAAAAUGUUGCCCAAAUCAGAUUUAAACCACAUACGAAGUGACCCACAUCUGAUUUGUAAUGGUCCACGUUUUUGCGACUUGUCACGUUCGGACCAUCAAGUUAAUGCCUCACUCGAGUUGGAAAAACACGAAAAAAUUGGAUUCGUGCAUUAAUACCUGUGGUCUGAACCUAGCCUAAAUGUAGCACUUACCCAUCUCUGCUCAUCAGAGUGACAGACAGGUCUCUGGGUGGGGUACCUUUAGAGGCCUACAUAAGUAAAGUGGCUCUGUUUGGAUGCUAACUAAUGAAGAGGUGCAUGGGAUGCAUUCUGCGGUGAAGUAAAUGAGAGAAGACUGAGUGAAGAAGAAGGGGGGUAACGGAGGGAGGAAAGUUGAAAACUCUUGGAGAGCGGGCAACUAUUAGGUAUGAGAAGAGAAACGGAAGAAGGUGGAAUUUGGGAGCUGCUAUGAAUAGACUGACCAACAAAAACAGGAAGAAAUGUAAGAAAAAGGUGGAUUUUAGAGAGAGCAGAAGAAAGACAGGUUUUUGAGUUGAUGGUCUGUUGUGUUGUUUCAACCACAGGAAGCCCUGUUGGCUUCCUUUUGCCAUAAGUGUAUGUGCGGGUGUGGUUCCUCCAGCAGCAGUGUCAAAAACACGCAUUUGAGUCCUCGGGUCUGGGAUUGCUUUUUACAUGGUUUCCUCUCCUUUGGUGGUCAUUCAAAAAGUUGUCUGCGUUGUUUUUCUCAACACAUUCUUUUUGUUAUCUAAACAUUCUAAAGCUUUUGGUGUCGGGACAACCGUCUCGUUACCUUUUACAGAGCACCCGUUGAACUCAUUGACUGCCAUUGACAGCACUAAACGUCCAAUCUAUUUUGACUGUGAGGACUGACAGCGUACAUUUGCUGCAACAUGCAAUAUUCCUCCCAGUUUAAAUGAAUUGGAAUUCCAUCGAUAUUAGUGACAGGCAAUGAGUUAAAUACUGUGAAGUAAUUAUAUCAUUUUAUUGUUUUAUUCAUUGAAAAAUAUAUCAAAUUAACUAAUGAAAAAAAAAAGAUUAAUAAUUACAAAUAUGUGUGUGCGGGUGUGUUCAUCUAAUUGGUGUUCAUAUAAUUGGUGUUCAUAUAAUUGAGACUACGUCCUCGCACAGUACGUGGACAUAAAGGUUGUAAUAGUUUUGGA
Molecule: messenger RNA, 8000 nt
Organism: Corythoichthys intestinalis (scribbled pipefish)
Lineage: Eukaryota; Metazoa; Chordata; Actinopteri; Syngnathiformes; Syngnathidae
Gene: fam120b
Product: family with sequence similarity 120 member B
Exons: 15
Coding region: 102-2252 (716 amino acids)
Cellular component (GO): nucleus
Source: RefSeq, a predicted model, not a curated record